CGCAAUCGUGGCGUAAGAAAAGGAAAUGAGAGGAAUCAACUCGUGAGAUUCCUCAUACCGUUUGAUUAUUUAAAGCUCUCCAUUAAUGGUUGUUUAUCAUGAUCCGUUCCUAUUGAAUUCGAAUUUGAAACGAGCCAUUCAGUCGUGGAUAGUUGUCGGAGAACAGUCAGUCUCUUAGCAGUUCCAAAGCCCGAAGUUCAAUUCGAAUCUCUUGCAUUAUAGUUCUUCUACAGUUCGGAUCUUGGGUGUGAUGAGAUUUUUGGGAUUUGUCUGCCUUGGAAUAUUAUGGAUUCUAGCGACACUGCAUCAAGUCAAAUCACAUGGAAACCAUCCUUUCUCGAAAAUUGCCAUUCGUAAAACUACAUUCGCCCUUAAUAAACAUGCUAAUGUUAAAGCCUCUCCAUCGGUUCUUGGAUUGAAGGGGGAGAAUACAGAAUGGGUGACGCUGGAGUAUAGUUCUCCAGACCCGUCCUCUGAUGAUUGGAUUGGAGUAUUUUCUCCAGCCAAUUUCAGUUCUUCUACCUGCCCCGUAGAGAAUCCAAGAGUAUAUCCACCAUUGUUGUGUUCAGCACCUAUUAAGUUUCUGUUUGCAAAUUACACAAAUGCCAAUUACAAAACUACUGGACGAGGGCUUUUGAAACUUCAGCUGAUAAACCAGAGAGCAGACUUCUCUUUCGCAUUAUUUUCUGGUGGUUUAUCAAAACCAAAGGUGGUGGCAAUAUCAAACCGUGUAACUUUUGCAAAUCCUGAUGCACCACUUUACCCACGCUUGGCACAAGGGAAAAAUUGGAAUGAAAUGACUGUAACAUGGACAAGUGGAUAUGGUAUUGAUGAGGCCGAACCUUUGGUUGCAUGGAGCCAAAAUGGAAAAGACCUUAUGCAAUCCCCAGCCGGGACACUGACUUUUGAUCGUAACAGCAUGUGUGGUGCACCUGCAAGGACAGAGGGAUGGCGAGACCCUGGAUUUAUACAUACCAGUUUUCUCAAGGAAUUAUGGCCCAACCAAGAGUAUACAUACAAGUUGGGGCAUAAAUUAAACAACGGCACAUAUAUUUGGAGCUCAACAUACAAAUUCAAAGCCUCGCCUUAUCCCGGUCAAAACUCGUUACAAAGAGUUGUCAUUUUUGGUGACAUGGGAAAGGAUGAAGCUGAUGGCUCUAAUGAAUACAACAAUUUCCAACGUGGCUCUCUCAAUACUACUAGACAACUUAUAGAGGAUUUGAAAAAUAUUGACAUAGUUUUCCACAUUGGAGAUAUAUGUUAUGCAAAUGGAUAUCUUUCACAGUGGGAUCAGUUUACAGCACAGAUUGGACCAAUUGCAUCAACAGUGCCUUACAUGAUUGCUAGUGGUAAUCACGAGCGUGACUGGCCAGGGAGUGGAUCCUUCUAUGACACCAUGGAUUCAGGGGGAGAAUGUGGUGUAGUGGCUCAAAAUAUGUUUUAUGUCCCUGCUGAGAAUCGGGAAAAGUUUUGGUAUGCCACAGACUACGGUAUGUUUCGCUUCUGCGUAGCCAACACAGAGCUUGACUGGAGAGAGGGAACAGAGCAAUAUAAAUUCAUUGAGCACUGUCUAUCAUCUGUUGAUAGGCAAAAGCAACCAUGGCUGAUUUUUCUGGCACAUCGUGUGUUGGGUUACUCUUCAUGCACUUUCUAUGCUGAACAAGGAUCAUCUUCAGAACCAAUGGGCCGCGAGAGCCUUCAAAGUCUUUGGCAGAAAUAUAAGGUCGAUCUUGCUAUAUAUGGCCAUGUGCAUAGUUACGAGAGAACAUGUCCCAUCUACCAGAAUAUUUGUACCAAUGAGAAGAAACACUACUAUAAGGGCCCCUUGAAUGGAACAAUUCAUGUUGUUGCUGGUGGGGGAGGAGCAAGCCUUUCACCAUUUAUCUCACUCCAAACCAAAUGGAGUAUUUUUAGAGAUUAUGAUUAUGGAUUUGUCAAGCUUACUGCAUUUGACCAUUCAAACCUCUUGUUUGAGUACAAGAAGAGCAGUGAUGGGAAGGUUUAUGAUUCUUUCAGAAUAUCAAGGGAUUACAGAGACAUUUUAGCAUGUGCAGUUGAUAGCUGUCCCAGAACAACAUUGGCAUCGUAACUUCACGUUCGACCAUUCGAUAAAAAGCGCAAGAUCUUCCUGUCUACAUAUCUUAGUAAUAAGCCUUUUUUAGUAGGUUUCGGUAUUCAGCUAAAGCUCUCACUGUUUGCAUAUUAGUUUCGUGUAAGGACACAGCAACCACUUAUUAUUGGUUCAAAUAUCAUUUUCUGUCUUUAGUUUCGAUCAUGAAAGCUAUCUACUUAAUGAUAUUUCAGAUAUAACGUUUUCAGUUAAAGUUGAUUGGUGGUUUUGGUUUUCAGAA
This is a messenger RNA of Cucumis sativus (cucumber), 2351 nucleotides long. RefSeq names its product probable inactive purple acid phosphatase 1. The record is from RefSeq and is a predicted model, not a curated record. Bases 251 to 2089 code for a protein of 612 amino acids. Gene Ontology annotation, molecular function: metal ion binding; acid phosphatase activity. Lineage: Eukaryota; Viridiplantae; Streptophyta; Magnoliopsida; Cucurbitales; Cucurbitaceae. The transcript has 13 exons.